AAAGAUAGUUUUACCCUUUGACCUCUGACACCGUCACACCAGGAAGUCAGGCAUACUAGCAUGUAGACAACAAGCUAGUGAGGAAACAGAACGAUUUUGUUGCUUUCUCCCAAGUUUGAUGAGGACCGAAAGCAGCAUGAAGACCCUGGCGGUGUUUCUGAUGUUCCUGGCCGGUACCUGGGCACACAUGUGUAUGAUCAGUCCUCCUCAACGGGGGUCGAUGGUGGGGAUAAACAAACCUGGAGCGGAUGACUGCGCCCUGGUGACUGGGCCGUGUGGCGGGAGGAUGCCUAUGCCACAUACCGGGAUCGCUCUUAUGGCGGGCGAAAACUUCACCGUGACCCUGCAAAAGAACCUGGACCAUUAUACCGCCUCCUCACCGGGAAUGUUCACUAUCAACCUGAAGGAGGGAGAGCAGGGAGAGUUCAAGCAGCUGGGGAUGAUCAAAGACAUGGGUGAACCGUCCCUGAGUCUCUACUCUACAAACAUCACUAUCCCGAUGCACCCGAUGGGGCACGGCAUGGCGACUCUCCAGGCUGUGUACGUCACUAAGAACCCGCAGGCCCCCGCCAUGUUCUAUGAGUGCGCUGAUGUCCACAUCAUGCCCCGGCCUUAAAAAAACAUACCCGGGAAAAUUCGAUAACUGAAGGAAGAAAAUCUGAAUAAUUAAAACAUUGCAUAAUGCUUUUUAAAUUGUUAAAAGAUGGCACAAAUAUUCCUUAUUUUGUUCUCUAGAUUUUUUCUAAGUCACCUUACAAUAUGAACAAGUAAAUGAGUUUUUGUUUUUCGCAGAUUUUCCUCAUUCAAUUGUGUAAAAGAUUACAAUAUUAUCGCUAACUACAGUCUCCGCUACGCUAGCCUUGGAAUCUUUGUGAACGACACUCUAUGAAUGUCAUGACUCCUUUCCGCAAAUGGUAAUAAACUGCUGAAAAUGACCAAA
Branchiostoma belcheri (Belcher's lancelet) is the source of this 940-nucleotide messenger RNA. RefSeq lists its product as uncharacterized. The record is from RefSeq and is a predicted model, not a curated record. The coding region runs from base 119 to 616 and encodes 165 amino acids. Lineage: Eukaryota; Metazoa; Chordata; Leptocardii; Amphioxiformes; Branchiostomatidae. The transcript is spliced from 5 exons.